Molecule: messenger RNA, 1617 nt
Organism: Caenorhabditis briggsae
Lineage: Eukaryota; Metazoa; Nematoda; Chromadorea; Rhabditida; Rhabditidae
Gene: Cbr-lgc-55
Product: Protein CBR-LGC-55
Exons: 12
Coding region: 1-1617 (538 amino acids)
Biological process (GO): chloride transmembrane transport; nervous system process; signal transduction
Cellular component (GO): synapse; neuron projection; membrane
Molecular function (GO): chloride channel activity; extracellular ligand-gated monoatomic ion channel activity; neurotransmitter receptor activity
Source: RefSeq, a predicted model, not a curated record
AUGGUGUUCUCGUUCAUUCUUACAUUUACCAUCAGUGUUGUGGCUGCGUUUGAUGAUGAAUGCGUGAAAUGCGAUCUACGCUCGUCGUACUGCAAAACAUGGGAGAACAUGACGAGGAGUUGCGAGUGUCGAGAUGGUUUCGCGCGGAUUUCAAAUGGAUCUUGUGCCAUGGUCAGCGACCUGGCAAGAGGUGGAAUGGGAAUGCCGCCGGAUUCCGAGGAGGAUGAGCCGUUUUGUGUACUUGGACAGGCUGAAAAGGCGGCAACCAGAAUUCUAACCGAGCUACUAUCGAAAUACGACCGCAAUUUGGUGCCAAAAAUGAAGGGAGUAGAUGUCGAUGUGGAAUUAUUGAUUCAGCGAGUUUCAGAAAUUUCUGAAAUCCAAUCCAGCUCGACAAUGCACAUUUUGUUCAGUCAGAUUUGGCACGAUCCGGGUUUAUCGUUUGAGCACGAAGAAGGCGCUCACUGUCUAACAAAUCUCUCACUUUCGCAUCGUAUGGUCGACAAUAUCUGGCUGCCAAACGUCUGUAUCGUAAACUCCAAAGGCUCCGCAAUUCACAAAUCGCCAACACCCAACAUUUUUUUGGCCAUUUUUCCAAAUGGUACCGUAUGGAUGAACUAUCGGGUUGUGGUUGAGUCCCCAUGUGAAAUGGAUUUCUCGUUUUUUCCCAUGGAUCGUGUCAUGUGUACUACCAUCUUUGAGAGUUAUGCAUUCAAUGUUGGAAAGGUCCGUCUGCACUGGAAGCGUCAAGGACAACCCGUCGAAUUCAUCGAUGACGUCAAACUUCCUGAUUUCCACAUGACAAAAUUUGUGCACGAAAAAGCGACAUUCAUCUAUCCGGCUGGUGUUUGGGAUCAGCUCAACAUAAAACUGCUCUUCCGACGCUCCUACGGGUUCUACAUUCUCCAAAUCUACCUACCCACAUAUUGUAUGGUCCUAAUCUCGUGGAUUUCAUUCUGGCUGGACCGUCGGAGUCUUCCGGCACGUGUCACAUUGGGCGUUUCGUCACUUAUGGCUCUCACACUACAGUAUUCCAACGUUUCCAGAAGUUUACCAAAGGUCUCAUAUGUAAAAGGAUUGGAUCUCUUCAUGUUUGGAUGUAUUGUCUAUAUAUUCUUAUCAAUUGUCGAGCUGGCUGUUGUGGGCUCUUUGGAGCAGCGGAAGCAGCAGAGAACCAACGGUGACGGUGAUUUCUUGUCUGAUGAUGACAUCAAAAAGAACAUUUUUCAACGUACAUUUUCCACCAAAUCUUUUAAGUCUGGCUACGGCGCCCGUCACCAUCAAUUUUCCGAGUGCGCCAGUCCGGAAGACGGUGGCGAGUGGCCGAAAACGCGAACGGAAUGGGCCGAAAGGACAUAUGUGGAGUGUCCCGAACCAGAACCACCGGAAUCCAAUCGACAUCCUGAAGUGGAGAACGAUAGUAAUAAUAAGAUGUUGGUACUGGUACGUCAACGACGGGCGUCACGGAAACGAAGGAAACGGCUAAUGAGUGGAAAACUGUUCCAGCGGUGGACCGCUGAGGACAUGGAUCGAUUCUGCCAAAAACUCUUCCCCAUCACAUUCACAUUCUGCAACCUUAUCUACUGGAUGUACUAUACGGCAAAGUCCAAGGACUGA